Penicillium taxi is the source of this 3465-nucleotide messenger RNA. RefSeq lists its product as uncharacterized. Lineage: Eukaryota; Fungi; Ascomycota; Eurotiomycetes; Eurotiales; Aspergillaceae. Gene Ontology annotation, molecular function: ATP binding; RNA binding; RNA helicase activity. The coding region runs from base 1 to 3465 and encodes 1154 amino acids. The record is from RefSeq and is a predicted model, not a curated record. The transcript has 3 exons.
AUGGCUCGCCACGGGGAUAAACGCUCACCAUCACCUGUAGGCAGCACAAACUCUGCAUCAAAACGCGGUCGCAGAGAAGAUGAUCGUUACGACAGAACUCGACGGGACGAAGGACGCAGCUAUCGCCGAUCCCGUAGCCCAGACCGUCGAUACCGUGAUCGUGAUCAUGGCCGCAACCGAGACGUAGGAUACCGCCGACGUGAUCGCUCCCUAGACAGACGUGACGAAGAUAGCUACCGACCCAAUCGCAGAGUUCGGUCCCGUGAACGCCGACGAUCGCGAGACCGAGACGACGAACGUAACCCCCGCCAACGUGCCGACGAAAGAAAUAGCCGACCUAGACGUCCUGAUUCACGCGACCGUGAUGGCAGGCGUACAGAUGAAUCUGCUGACCUGAAGCCCAAGCCUAGACGGGAGGAUAACCGUGACCGUGGUUCACUUCAACCAUCGAAGGUGUCGACGCCCGCACCCGCACCCGCCGCCAAGACUGAAGAGGACAAACAAGCCCAGCGAUUGGCCAAGAUAGAAGCAUGGAAGCUAAAGCAAACAGCUGAGCGCCAACGCAAACAAAUGGAGGAGGAUCUCAAGGGCGGAUCCAAGAACUUUCUUGACGAGAUGGAUCGAAAGUCGGGUUUAAUCUCCGCUACCCCAGCUGACCCUUCCGAUUCUACUCCCUAUCCCGGAAAGUUCGACCCCAAGGCCAUUGCAAAGCAUGUGACAGCCUCAAACUCCGCAGCCCCAGCUGUACUCGGAAACGAUGUUGCAAUACUUAAGUCGACAAAACCCUUGCCUGCCCCCAUCUCUGCUUCCUUGAAACCCACUGGAAAUAUUGGUGCGUUUGGUCUGGGUGCCAAGUCAGUGUUUGAUGCCGAUAAAUCUUUGACUACAAAAACAUUGGGCUUUGGUGAAGAGGAAUCUACCCGUAAAAAGCUUGAGAGGUUACCCACCCCCCCACUUGAUGACGGGCAAGAUAACGUCGCAGAUGAAGCUGCAGAGGAUGAUGAUGUUGACAUGGAAGACGGAGGAACCGAGGAAGAAAUUGCUGCCGCAGCUCGAGCAGCAGUAGAGCGACGAGAGGAGCGGCUUCAAGCCCAGAAUGAUGAUACUCUCAUGGAGGAUGCGCCUACCCAACAGACUGAAAGUACUCAAAUGGAAGUUGAUGAGGCAGAAGAAGUUGAUCCUUUGGAUGUCUACAUGAAUACCCUAGUCGAGAGCGCUCCCCCAAAGAAGACAUUCACUACAUCCUCAACCAAGAAGGUAUCUCAACCCCAGGCCAUCUUUGGGGACGAAGACGAGGUUGAAAUCUCUGCAGUUGGUGAGGAUAAUACAGAUGAAGUUCUAGCCAUGGCAAAGAAAAAGAAAAAGAAGGAAAUCCCCAAAGUCGACCAUACAAAGAUCGAGUACGAGCCGUUCAGAAAGAAGUUUUACACGGAGCCCUCACAUCUUGCAGACAUGACCGAGGAAGAAGUAGCCAACCUUCGUCUUGAGCUGGAUGGAAUCAAGGUACGUGGCCUCGACAUCCCCAAACCCGUCCAAAAAUGGUCGCAGUGUGGCCUGGGUGUCAAAACUCUAGAUGUCGUCGAACGUCUUGGUUAUGAAAGCCUCACGUCAAUUCAAGCCCAGGCAAUUCCUGCAAUCAUGUCUGGCCGUGAUGUUAUUGGCGUCGCAAAAACAGGAUCAGGAAAGACCAUGGCUUUCCUGAUUCCAAUGUUUCGCCACAUUCAAGAUCAGCGACCGCUGGAAAAUAUGGAGGGACCCAUUGGUUUGAUUAUGACACCUACUCGCGAACUCGCAACCCAAAUUCACAAGGAUUGUAAGCCCUUCUUGAAAGCCGUGGGCCUGCGCGCUGUCUGCGCAUAUGGUGGUGCUCCAAUCAAGGACCAGAUUGGUGAACUUAAGCGUGGAGCAGAGAUUAUCGUCGGCACCCCGGGUCGUAUGAUUGAUCUUCUUGCCGCAAACUCAGGACGUGUCACAAACUUACGCCGUGUCACUUACGUUGUUCUUGACGAAGCUGACCGUAUGUUUGAUAUGGGGUUUGAGCCUCAAGUUAUGAAGAUCAUGGCCAAUGUUCGCCCCGAGCGCCAGAUCGUUCUAUUCUCAGCUACAUUCCCUCGCAACAUGGAGGCUCUCGCCCGAAAGGCAUUGAAGAACGCCAUUGAAAUCGUGGUAGGGGGCAAGAGCGUUGUUGCCCCGGAAAUCACUCAAAUUGUCGAGGUUCGCAAUGAGGACCAGAAGUUUGUUCGUCUUUUGGAACUGCUCGGAAACUUGUACUCGGACGAUGCGAAUGAAGAUGCGCGGGCGUUGAUCUUCGUUGAAAAGCAAGAGUCCGCUGACACUCUUCUCAAAGAGCUAAUGCGAAAGGGCUAUCCGUGUAUGUCCAUUCACGGGGGCAAGGACCAAAUUGAUCGCGAUUCUACAAUUGAAGACUUCAAGGCAGGAAUCUUUCCUGUCCUGGUGGCCACCUCUGUCGCCGCUCGCGGUCUCGAUGUGAAGCAGCUGAAGUUAGUCGUCAACUACGAUUCCCCUAAUCACCUGGAAGAUUAUGUCCACCGCGCAGGUCGAACUGGUCGUGCUGGAGCCACGGGUACGGCAGUAACUUUCAUUACGGAGCAUCAAGGACGGUUCGCUGUGGAUAUUGCCAAAGCACUUCGACAAAGUAAGCAGAAAAUUCCCGAGCCUGUUCAAAAGCUGGUGCAAUCUUUCCUGGAGGAAGUAAAGGCUGGCAAGGAAAAUCGUUACACUGGAGGUUUCGGUGGUCAUGGUCUAGAAAAAUUUGACCAGGAGCGCCAGAGUACUCGUCUUCGUGAACGUCGAACUCACAAGACCGGCGAUGAUGCCGAUGAGGAAGAAGAGACGGAGGACAAGGUAGCAGAGGAUGAUGAGCGCUUCAACAAAGCACUUUCGGCUGUGCAGCCUACAGCCAACGCUGAAGCUUCUGCUUCUCCCGUCCCUGGUCCUCUCGUGGGCGUUCCCAAUGGUAUUGAUCUGGAUGGUGAGAUUCAAGUGCACCGAACCGAACGAGAUGCAGACGGAUCAAAGAACAACGCCUGGGACAAGGUGGGGGCUGCGGCGGCCGGUAUCAAUGCACGCUUGAAUAAAACCGGUGUUAUGAGAUCUGGCGUGCCCAUCGACAACCGUGGACCAGAUGCAGGAGCAUUUCACGCUACUGUUGAAAUCAAUGAUUUCCCCCAGAAAGCUCGUUGGGCCGUCACCAACCGCACGAACGUCGCCAAGAUCCUUGAAAGCAGUGGUACAUCAAUAACUACGAAGGGCAAUUACUAUCCGGCUGGCAAAUUACCUGGUCCUACAGAUGGUCCUAAGCUUUACAUCCUUGUUGAAGGUGAGACGGAGAUUUCAGUUACGAACGCCAUUCGCGAGUUGAGACGAUUGCUGAAGGAGGGUACGAUUGCUGCUGCUGACAGUGAAGCUCGUGCCCCUACUAGCGGCCGCUACAAUGUUGUUUAA